Messenger RNA from Rubroshorea leprosula, 1483 nucleotides. The record is from the annotation of a GenBank genome assembly. Lineage: Eukaryota; Viridiplantae; Streptophyta; Magnoliopsida; Malvales; Dipterocarpaceae.
AGUUAAAACUCCAAUUUGGUACCUGUACUUUGGUUAAAAGCCCCUUUUUGGUCCCUCAACUUUGAAAAGCCCCUUUUUAGUCCUUUAGAUGGGUUUCUACUUCUAUUGCAUCAUUAGGCCAAUAGUUCUUUGGUUCUUCCACGCAUUCUAGUUUUUGUGGUAUGUAUAUGGGUCUUUUGGGAAGUUUUCCAAAAAUAUUUUCUUGCUUCAGUAUUUUUUUUUUUUUUCACUCAAGAGUUAAUUUCCCUAAUUAUAUGUGCUAAAUUUGCCAAAGAAAAAAAAAAUUCAUCUUUUCAGUCUGAUAUUUUCAGCUUGUUACUAGAUGGGUUUCUAUUGCACCAUUGGACCAUAGUUCUUUGGUUCUACCACAGUUCCAUGCAUUAUAGUGUGUGGGUCUUCUGGGAAGUUUUCCAAAAAUAUUUUCCUGCUUCCUUCUUUUUUUCUUUUUUUUUUCUUAGAGUUCAUUUCCCUAAUAAUAUGUCCUAAAUUUGCAAAUGUUUUUCAUUCUUUUCAGUCUGAUGUUUUCAGCUUGUUACCAGACAAUUUAUUUUAUAGUAGGCUUGCAUUUGGAUGUCAAAACCUCCAGUUAGAUUGUAGUUUGGAACUUUGGUCAAGCCCUGAAAAUUUCUAGCUUCUUCUUUAUAAUCUACUAGUAGUGUUUUGUUUCUCUUUUUGAAUUGUUUUUAUAACCUAUCUUCUCCUUUGAUAUCUUAUUUCACAUUUCAGUCCUUUAUUAUUUACAAGUUUUAAUAAAAGCCUUCUACAUGAGAGGCAUUUAAAUAUUUUUGUUGUUUUUUCUGCCAUGGCAUUUUUUGGGCUACAUAUUGCAGAUUAUUUGCAGCUGAGUUGAGGAACUUCAUGCAAUUUUGGCAAUUGUUUUCCACUCAUAGUUACUAUGGAAUUCUUUGAAUUAUGAUAACUAUACUUACUGUUUCAAAUCUUCACAUCUGAUCAACCCGAAGUAGAUUUGGCUGUUUAGAUCUAUCUUCUCCUUUCUUCUUUGUCUUAUUCAUUUUCUUCUUUUUUCUUUCUUGAGCAAUAUCAUCCAGAAAAACAAUGGGAAUAAUAUUUCAUUUAGCUACUUUUCUUUUUUAUAUUUCUUGCACUGGAUCUUUUUUCUUUUGCUUUAUAAUUUCUUUUCAUGGUUGUGUUUCAUUUGAUUUCUUUGAAACAUUAUCUUCCAUAUUUGUGGUUUAAUAAUGUUCACUUUGACUUGUUAAUGCCUCCUUUCCUUUUUUAUUCUUUCAACUUUCUGGUUUUGGACACACCAUUGAGUUGUAUUCUUAGUCUGGUCAAAGGCAGGCCAACAUGUUGGGAGUAGGGAAUUCCUGAAAAAACCCCUUGGUAUCAUGCAGAUGCCUCCUGGUUUACGAGUUCAUUGAUUUAUGAAAGCUUAGUUUUCCAUUGUCCUUCAGCUUAGUGAAAUUAUUGAAGUUACAGUUUUUGUUUCUUAAUUGAUUUAAAAUUAAUUUUAGUAGUUAUG